GAUAGAUCCAAUCAAGAUAGAUCCAAUCCGAAUCCAAGCCCACAAAGAAGAACAAGAACAAGAACAAGAACAAGAACAAGAACAAGAACAAGCACCAGCACCAGCCGAGACCGAACACGAUCCACGCUCUGCCAAGCGACACGCACCACUCCGAAACAAGGCAAACCGACGCGACGCGACGCGACACCAUGGAGGACUCCCAUCAGAGAGACGAAAGCCCCCGAGGCGGCGGCUGGUACGGGACCGACCCCGUGGUGCUUGUCCUGUCCGCCAGCACGGUCCUCUUGGCGUCCUACUUCCUCUUCCUCUUCCUGAAGUUCCGGAUCCCGAAGAAGACKGCCGUUGCGUUGGAGAUCGCCCGCAUGGACCAGGACGAGARGCGCGAGUACUACCUCUACCUCUUCCGGGAGAACGGAGGGGAGUUCGAGCUGACCGAGGACCAGGUCGUCCUCGGAAAGCGCAGGGAAGAAGCCGAAACCGAAGCCGAAACCGAACAAGACACCAAGGACAGCGACACCGAAGAAAACGACAGCGACGACGCCUCGUCUUGUUCCGUCUAUCUGUCGCUGUGUUUGGAACAGCCGGGCUCCGGAGGCGCAAGCCAGGGCCGCAAGGCAAGAGCCGGCGAAAACAUCGAAGCCGGGCUUGCAACAACAAAGCGGGCAGAAGUGCAAAAGCAGACACAAACACAAACACAAACACAAGCGCCGAAGCAAACCCAGCCCUUGCUCGUUCGGGGCCAGUGCGUCGUCUGCUUCGAGCCCUUUCUCCCCGGGGAAAGGGUCGUCCGGUCCGUCCCCGGAAGAGAAGCGUCUGCGUCCGCGUCCGCUUCGGGCGGGAGGGGCUGCCCCCACGUCUUCCACAAGGACUGCCUCGUGGGCUGCCUGGUCCACCGGCCCAAGCCGGCCUCGGGAGGGGAGCCGCUUCCGGCCUGCCCGACCUGCCGCCGGGGAUUCUGCGACCUGCUGCCGCCCCCGCGCGAGAGAAGGUGCUUUCCCGUCCGCUAGCGGGGGGAACGAAACGAAACGA
Molecule: messenger RNA, 1029 nt
Organism: Pseudo-nitzschia multistriata
Lineage: Eukaryota; Bacillariophyta; Bacillariophyceae; Bacillariales; Bacillariaceae
Source: the annotation of a GenBank genome assembly